AAGUCUUACAUUUUCAAAAUGAUCGAAUUUAACCUCAAAAGGGUUGCAUUCUGGAUAUCAUAUGUCCUUCUGAUAUUUCUAUYCGUUUUGAGUGUGUUUUAUAUGUUAGUAGUGCUUCUUCGCCUGUACGUCAAGAGAAAGACGAGUUCAUUGUUGCCACAUCUUCGAGAAGUCGRCUCUCGACAAACCAACAUCAAACCAGUCGUUGURGGCUUUUUCCAUCCAUAUUGCAAUGCUGGUGGUGGAGGCGAACGUGUUUUAUGGAUAGGAAUACGCGCCAUUCAACARAGAUACAACUUUGUSAGAUGUCUUGUAUACACGGGCGACCAAGACGCCAAAGGUUCAGAAAUCCUCGAAAAAGCGCGCACUAGGUUYAACAUAUCUCUACCAGGACCCGUGGAAUUUGUCUACUUAAAGAAAAGGCGUUGGGUWGAAGCUGCUAUGUAUCCUUUCUUUACCCUCCUUGGACAAAGUUUUGGAUCRGYGAUCCUUGGAUGGGAGGCCUUGACCAGCUAUUUACCAGAUAUAUAUAUAGAUACCAUGGGAUAUGCUUUUACCCUUCCUCUAUUUAAAUACAUCGGUGGUUGCCAAGUUGGUUGCUAUGUGCAUUAUCCUACUAUAAGUACUGACAUGCUUGAACUUGUUGGUCGCAAGUCGGCAACAUAUAACAAUGCAUCGUUUAUUAGUAAUAGUCGUGUUCUCAGUGCCGUCAAGUUGUUAUAUUACUAUAUGUUUGCYGUAAUUUAUGGCCUGGCAGGAAGRUGUUCUGACGUMGUGAUGGUAAACUCUACCUGGACUUUCAAACACAUUGUAUCAAUAUGGAGGAAUACCAGUAAGACAUAUAUUGUAUACCCACCAUGCGAUACCAAGUCAUUCCAGGAAAUACCAAUCAAUCUUCACAAAGGAGACCAACAGCAUUACAUAAUGUCAAUAGCACAGUUUAGACCAGAGAAAGACCAUCCRCUACAAAUCAAGGCAUUUGCAGAAUUCUUGUUACGGAAAACUAAAGAUGAAAGAAAGAAAUACAAGCUGGUACUUAUUGGGAGCUGCAGAGACCAAGGUGAUGCAGAUCGYGUUGACGMGYUGAGAGAAUUGGCUCAAGAUAUAGGCAUAAGAGAGAAUGUUCAAUUCGCAUUGAAUGUGUCUUUUGAGGAACUUAAAAACUACAUUUCUAAUGCCACAAUUGGCCUUCAUACAAUGUGGAAUGAGCAUUUUGGCAUUGGAGUGGUGGAGUGUAUGGCAGGGGGGUGCAUCAUGCUUGCUCAUGAUUCAGGGGGCCCUAGAAUGGAUAUCGUUAUAGAAUGGGAUGGGAAACCCACAGGAUUUUUAGCCAGCGAUGUUAAGAGUUAUGCUGAUGCAAUGGAAACAAUUAUUCAUCUUUCUCCAGAAGAAAGGAGUGUUAUCUGUCACAAUGCUAGACAUAGUGUUGCAAGAUUUUCAGAAAGUUCAUUUGAGAAAGGCUUUCUGAGACAAACUGAAAGACUGUUUAUGGGUAUAUAGCAUAUUUUUGAGAAAGGAAAAAGUUAUUUUCAACUAUUAAACCAAGUAAAUAAAAGUAGUUAUUGUAGGAUUGUUAGAAUUAUAGUAAACAUUAGAAUAGCAAUUUAAUGAAUUUGUUUACAGCAGCCCUUGAUGGUUUUGACAGCUAAUAGGAAAGAAUAGAGAAUGAGUGUGGAGUCCUUAUGUGCCACUAAGGCWCCAUAAUCUAGAUGAUGAAAAGUGUAAAAAUUUCACUUUUCAUGACACAGUAGAAUUUGGAAAAUGUUUUGAGUAUUAUGAAAAAGCUUUUGCUGUGUAUCCAUUAUUUUACAUAACAUUUUUUUCUUAAAAGAUCUAAAUUGUUAAAUCAUUUCAUAUCAAGAUAUAGAGAAAGAACCAUGUAGACUUUUUUUCUUAAAAAAGUCCUUCCAUUUUGAAGUAUUAUAACUGUAAGUGUUCAAUGGUUUGCAGUAAUUUUAUUUUGAAUAGAUUCGGUUACAAUAUCACCUGCUGUCUUAGUGAGUGAAAAUACUGGUGAAACAAGAGCAUUUUAGAUAAUGUCUAAAACACCUUAAUGGUGUUUUUAGUCUCACUCUUGAAUAGCUUUAUAAACUCUGUAAAUURUACUGGUYAUUAAGGUGAUGGUCCAAGGCUGACCCACAAUGUAGUGUCUAACUAUAACAGAUGGUUCAGUAAACUGACAGAAUUAUCUGCCAUCUUGCUUCUUACACAAUAACAUGGGUAUCUCAGUACACACAGAUCUCAAUACAUUACACAACUUCAUUCCACCAAGUAGUCCAAGUACAAACACCCUUAUUUUUUUGUAGUUAGUUACUAGUCAUAAGAUAAGGCUGUAAAUGAAUACAUAAUGAAUUUCUGGACUAAUUUUCCCAAGAACAGGUUGAUAAUAAUAUAAUUUUUCAAUAAUAUAAUAAACUUAAUAAUAAAC
Exaiptasia diaphana is the source of this 2428-nucleotide messenger RNA. RefSeq names its product GDP-Man:Man(3)GlcNAc(2)-PP-Dol alpha-1,2-mannosyltransferase. Gene Ontology annotation, cellular component: endoplasmic reticulum membrane. The record is from RefSeq and is a predicted model, not a curated record. Gene Ontology annotation, molecular function: GDP-Man:Man(3)GlcNAc(2)-PP-Dol alpha-1,2-mannosyltransferase activity. Bases 19 to 1500 code for a protein of 493 amino acids. The transcript has a single exon. NCBI's taxonomy places the organism in Eukaryota, Metazoa, Cnidaria, Anthozoa, Actiniaria, Aiptasiidae. Gene Ontology annotation, biological process: protein N-linked glycosylation.